UCAACGCCAUGCACCCUGAUCUGGAGCCGCGAUCAGUUCAACAAUUGAAAAGAAGUUUCAACCGCAUCAAAUUGAAUGUGAAAAAGGAAGAGAGAGCCUACAAGCUGAAGGUGAAGAGGACUGGUGGUGCCCCUCCUCCAUCACCUCCCAAGUUUACAGAAGAACAUGAGACUGUUGCCUCCAUGAUCUCUGGAGAACUCAACAUGGGCGAGGAUGUCUUUGACACUCUUGCCAUUCAAGAUGGGCAUCCAGUGGAUGAGGCAGGCACUCCCAUCAUGGAUGUUACUUUCACUGUGAGUGGAAAACUGCCACCGACAGAGGUCCCCUCUGCUACUUCUGCCGCUGAAUGUGCUGAAGCACCUGCACCUCCUAGUGCUUCUACAUCUUUCCAGCCAGAAGCUUCAUCCUCUGCAUCCACUGCACCAUCACUAACUACAUUUACAUGUAAUGUGGCCUCUCUCUGCUGCCCCACGGCAGAGGAGGAAAUUUGA
This is a messenger RNA of Eriocheir sinensis (Chinese mitten crab), 491 nucleotides long. RefSeq lists its product as uncharacterized. The transcript has 3 exons. Lineage: Eukaryota; Metazoa; Arthropoda; Malacostraca; Decapoda; Varunidae. The coding region runs from base 9 to 491 and encodes 160 amino acids. The record is from RefSeq and is a predicted model, not a curated record.